CUAGGAGCUAUUCGUAGGCAUUGCUGCCAAACCCGGCUUCGGGCUGCUCACGAGCUCUCUGCAGCCAAUGCAAUUGACAAAUCCAACUCUUAUAAAACAGCAGCAGUAUGUGGUAAGUCAAUUAUUCAUUCAUACUGGUUUACUUCCCUUGGAUUUUUGUUUUUUCUCACAGCUUUCUUCAAAUGACAGGUCUCUGUUGCUGGCACAUUUACGCAAAAAAAGCCAACAGUGUAAACGGUGUAAAGAUAAAGAGUAGGCUGGUUUACCCUGUAGCCUCACUGAAAACACCAUGACAUGAUGAAACAACAGAGAUCUUUGACGCACAGAGAUUUCUGCAGUUUUUGUGUUUGAUUCUUUGCUGAUCACAAAAAACAACAUGCCCCACGCUCGAAAUAGGAACCCUAGCCCCAUCCCAGAGGUAACAUGGGACACGGGAUUGAAGGAGAUGAACGAGACCUGGAAAGGAGCUAUAGCGUGUAUCGGUGUGGCCGUCUUCUUUGUCAUGACAAUCGGGAUCAUAUACUGGCAAGUGGUGGACCAGCCCAACAAGAACUGGAUCCUCAGGGGGACUUUUAGCGGACUAAUAUGGGAGAGACGGACCCACUCGCUGGUCAUACAGACACUAACGGAGGACAAGACCUAUGUGGAGAUAGACGUCGGGAACGUGGGGAACCCAGACAUAGAGGUUCCCUUUGUGAGGAACCUGUGCUGGCUCAAUAAGACGGAGUUCUGCUAUACGUGGGACUCUGUGGCGGAGGUGAAGAUCUCACUGGAGGUGAAUGAGGAGACGGAAACAGAGUGCUACAGUAUGAGUUGGGCACCGGUGCACUGUCAUGUGGAGCUGAAGGACUGUUUCUCCAUGACCAAUGUGUCCUGGUAUGGUGGUGCCAGUGUCCGGGGUCAGACCUGGCCAAUCAACAAUCAGAACGCCACCAUGCAGCCGUUCACUGUGAGCGACCUGAAGGACAAUCCCUCGGGCUUCGGCUCAGCCCUGGAACGUUACUUCCUGGGCUCAUCAGGUGUAGCAGUGCUUGUGUCUCCGGAUAUUCCCCUGCAGCUCGGGGUGGACAGCAGAGAGCAGUUCUGCCUGCAGUCACUGCCCAGUAUGGAGCGCCUGCCUUUACAGUACACUGUGUGUGUGGCCCCUGAUGUGAAAACUGUACACCAGCAAACAGUUCAACAGCUCCCCCAGCACAGGAGGGAGCUGCCCAACAUGAAGACACUGUGGCUCCCUUUCUGGAAGAUGCUUGCCAGCGUGGAUUCUGGGCCGAAAGUGGAGAGGGAGCUGAGGACCUUCUCUAACCGUCUGAGGAGACACCAGCUGGGGGAGGGAGUCAUCAGCCUCAAUGAACAUUCCACCACCCUCCUAUCUGAUAUGGACCACGACUACCUCAACAGCAGAAGAAGGGGGAUGUCCAAGAGAAUGACCAGGGACCUCCCACUUGUCAAGCUUCUUAACAUUUCCAUCACCCUGUCCCCUUUCCUGGCCGUGGACACCAAGCAGUUCCACACCUCCCUCAUGGACGGCACCGAGGCCUAUUGGCUCAGUCUGCCCUCAACCCCUCAGGGACAACUGGUCCCUGUGAUGAGUCAGUGGCAAGGGAAGUUCUGUGUAAAGCUGAACAUCACAAACCCAGGAGCGGUGAGCUGGUUUCUGGACAGAGUGGGAUCCCUGCAGGCCCAUCUUGGGAUGGAAUAUGUCCUACUGGAGGGGGGUGAAGGGAAUCUGUUUGAGGAGCAGGGACUGCGAUCGCCACAGGCUCUCAGUGGAGACAACUACAUUAGCCUGCUGGCAGAUGUGGCCACGAGGAUAGGAGACACCACCAUCGUGACAGCAGGGACUCGGUCCAGCCACAAGCCUUUAUUUGUGAGAUUGACCCCCCUGCAGUCGGACUGGAGUCUGAUGGGCCUGAAGGGCAUCAUUCCCUCCCUGCUGCACCACACUCUGCUGGGAUACAACUUUCUCAUUCCUGAUGCAGUAGGUGGCUCUCUGUCUGGAGAACUGGUCACUGAUGAGGAGUUGUUCAUUCGUUGGCUGGAGAUUGCAGCCUUCCUCCCUGUCAUCAGUUUCCACACACCACCCUGGGUUGUCGGAGAGGAUCGGUUGCUUAACUUGACUCGGACCUACAUAGCGAAGCACCAGAGGGAUGUGGUACCACUGAUAAAGAAGUUUGCAGAGGAGUGGCAAAUGACGGGAAACCCCAUCUACCGGCCGAUGUGGUGGCUUAGUCCUAGUGACCCCAUGACCUUCACCAUCGAUGACCAGUUCCUCAUCGGGGACGAGGUUCUGGUGGCUCCAGUGGUGGAGAAGGGGGCAGUGCAGAGGGAUAUAUAUUUACCUGACGGGGGCUUUCAGUGGCAGGACAGCCGGAACGCCCAGGUGUUUGAUGGGGGGACGUUCCUACAGGACUACCCUGUGCCCCUGGAGGAUGUGGCUGUUUUCUUACGGAGAAGCUGAGUCACGUAACUGAUCCAUUGAGUCACCUGACCUAUCCUGAAACUGUUUUGAAUCAAAUUCUUUUUUUGUGCUGUUCUCAACUUGCACUUUUCCACUAAAGACCAUUAACCCUGUCUCAAGGCCCUGUCUUGAGAUGAAAUGUAGAAAUAUUUUUUAUACUUGCACUUUACAGUUCAAAAUGAUUUUUGUUUUUUCCUUCAUGUCUUUUUCACCUUUUUUAAAAAUGUUAAUCGGUUUUACCUCUUGGCUGAUUUGUUUCCGGACUUUUUGAAUCUUUUCUGCUUUUGUAUGUAUGUAAGUUCCGGAGAAAUCUGUGCGUUUACAUACUGCAUUUUUUUUUAAGUCUUUAAUUUUUUUGUUGUUGCUGCUGGCUCUCUUGAUAUGGAGGAACAAAGCAAGCCCCUUGUUUGCUUAAAAAAAUCUGAAUCUCUCAAGAAGACCAAACGAAGAUAAAGAAGGACAACGGAAAUUAUUUGAAAGGGUUUUUUUUCUGGGGGAAAUGCUUAUUGGGAGAAAAUUAGCUCACACAUAGCUUUGUUCAGAGGCUGACUAACCGUGGGUACUGUAUGUCUUGUUAACUUAUCAGAAAGGCUUUUACUUGAACUUAUCAAGCCAUCUGGCUGAUAUUUUAUGAAUGUACCUCAAGUUAUGGUUUUUCACUACUUUACUUAAUACAGUCAACAACCUAACCCCUUAGCACUUAUUUUUAGAGUAGUUUAACUUAUUUAUCAACAUACCACUUUGUUGGACACGUCUGAAUGUCCCUAAGUACUGUAGGGCAGAAAGAGUUUGAGGCCAAGCCACUGUAAUUGUAACUCUGGCUAUAUUUAAUUUAAGAUGAGCUAUUACCUUCUUACUAACCUGCUGUAGUAUCAGCUUUUAAAGAAGCUGCUCACUUUCUUGAUGUUGUGGUGAUGGGCCCUCAUCUCAUGUGAUCCAAAUUAAGUUCGACAUCUAGCCUUGUUGACGACACCGCAAAAGGUUGAAAGGAGAUUUUUAAAAGGUAGUAGGCCUACUACAUGGUGGAGAGAACAAGAUGACAGAUACCACUCUCAGCCAGUGCUUGAAUGUUGAGCUACUACAUCCAGCUGGAUCAGCACAGCGCUAAGCAAUCUGGAAGCUUUUAGCUGCUAGCUAAGACACAUCUGCGAACAGCUAGCAUGGUCCACAGCUACACUUAACCUACCGAAAUGACCUAGAUUACAUCUCAUCUGUUUUAUCUAAAAACAAAAGAUAAAAGUUGUUAUUUUUGCUUUGUAUGGACAUUUCCUCAAGUUUCAAGUUUUUAGGCUAAGUUUGCUAACCAUCUCCUGAGUGAAUUUACCAACUCCUGGCUGCAUGUAGAUAUCAUAAGCCCUUUUCAGAGUCUGAUUACAUGACAUUACGUCUUUGUACAUUCAUAUUGAUUCUGCAGUGGUGUUAUAUUGGUGUCCCAGUCUGUGAAUUAACAGUGCCAGCAUGUUGGGGAAGCCUGAUGUGUAGAGAAACAGUGGAAAAUCUACACACACACACACACACACACACACACACACACACACAGCACUGCUCUCCCUCGCUGACUCUGCCGAUCUUGCCCCUGUAACGCCUCUGUUACUACCUCCAGAGGCAAUAGAAGAGGGAUUACUGCACCCCCCCGAUUACGACUCUGUGACAUUCACAGUGAAGGCGAAAGGAAUGUAAAUAUCGCGCCUUGAUUGGUCUGAAUAGGGCUAAGAGACAAGAGAGAGCUAUCAAUCUUUUCAUUAGUCUCACAAGAAAGCAAGUAAAUGUGUAACCUAUUUGCAAUACAUCAAUAAGAUACUCUCAAAUGCAAAAAGUGUUUGUUACAGCCAUCUUGGAUUUUUCAGACAGAGUUGAAGCAUUAAGCCUAGCUGACUGUUUAGUCACAGAGGUGCAGUGGCAACUUGUUAUCAAUCCUGAUGUGUUACUACAUGUCUGCCCUUUACUUAGCUUAACUAUUUGGACAAUUCUUGACCUGCUUUUGUUUAGCAGAAUUAUGGUUGAUUUUUUUUAUUUGACUAAACACAAGCAAAUCUUAAAUGAGACCACUUAUUUUGACAUUUAACCCUUUUCAACCCAGCAGACACAAAAGUGUAUUCACUUUUGUCCCAUGAGUGCUGCUGUACAGUUAGUUAGCUAAUUUUGCGCUUUGUUAGUAAGCUAAUUUUUGUAUAUUGAUUUGUUUUUCAAAACCUAAACCGGCCAGCAUUGCUGAUACAGACUGAGACCUUAUCACAUAGUGAAUGCUUUACCGCUUUGGUCAAUUUACUUUACUGUAUCACCUCGAAACACUCAGGUCUACUGAAGCUUAUAAAAUCACAAAAGUCUUAGUGCAGCGUAACAUGUUGCUAAACAUUGACGUCUUAAACUCUCCUAGAGCUGAAUGUACAACAGACAAACUGUGAUUUCCCAGCCGAGCCCUUGGUGUGAGGAACUUUUCUAGUUCCGGAUCUAAUGCUUUUUAUGGAAUGCUGUGGUAUGUUCACUUAUGAGUUACAGGAAAAGCUUUUGAUGUGUUAUUCCGUCCGUCUAUGGACUGAGCGAACCAUGUGCCUUAAAUGCCACUCUGAAAUCUGGACAGCACAAGUGUCUGGAUUAUUGCAGUAUCAGCAAUGUACAUAUUACGAUGACUGUGCCAUUAUAAGUGUUUUCUAUUCUGUAAAUCAGAGAACUUAGAACAAAAAGUUGUAAUAAAGUUUACAUUUUCUUACUUCACUA
Messenger RNA from Labrus bergylta (ballan wrasse), 5176 nucleotides. Lineage: Eukaryota; Metazoa; Chordata; Actinopteri; Labriformes; Labridae. The record is from RefSeq and is a predicted model, not a curated record.